Malus domestica (apple) is the source of this 2484-nucleotide messenger RNA. Its product is annotated as ribosome biogenesis protein BOP1 homolog. Lineage: Eukaryota; Viridiplantae; Streptophyta; Magnoliopsida; Rosales; Rosaceae. Gene Ontology annotation, biological process: maturation of LSU-rRNA from tricistronic rRNA transcript (SSU-rRNA, 5.8S rRNA, LSU-rRNA); ribosome biogenesis. The record is from RefSeq and is a predicted model, not a curated record. Gene Ontology annotation, cellular component: PeBoW complex; preribosome, large subunit precursor. Gene Ontology annotation, molecular function: protein binding; ribonucleoprotein complex binding.
GUCCUAAACCCUAAACCCCCCAAAGAAAAAGGAAAAAUAAUAAUUUUUAGUUAUAAGCGUUCCUGCACUCCGCUCGCGCCUCAGGAGCGUCGCCUUCCUCAGUCCCUCUAGUCUUGGAGCUUCCAAGUUCAUCAGCCUGCCCAAAUUCGAAUCCCGCCUCUGCCAUUGGGAAACAUUUUACUGGGUUUUGUAUGCAAUGAGAAUCAAGGAUAUGUCAGAUGGGGAAGGAUCGGAUUCGGAGGAUUAUCCGUCAAUCAGAGACUCGGACUCAGAAGGCGAAGAGAGUGAUUCCUCUGGAGAUGAGGGUGUUAUCAACACAAGCGACAAUGAUGGCGCGGCCAGUGAUUCUGGUGAUGAUGAUGAUGAAAGUGAUAGCUCUGAACUUGGUGAGGGAGUUGAGGAGAGUGAUUCAUCUGAGGAUGAGGUGGUUCCUCGAAAUACUGUUGGUGAUGUUCCCUUGGAGUGGUAUCGGGAUGAGAAACAUAUUGGUUAUGACAUUAAAGGGAAGAAGAUAAAGAAGAAGGAAAAAGAAGAUAAGUUGCAAUCCUUUCUUGCUAGUGCUGACGAUUCAAAGAACUGGCGCAAAAUUUAUGAUGAAUAUAACGAUGAGGAAGUAGAACUGACAAAAGAAGAUAUCAAAUCGAUUAGUAGACUACUUGAAGGAAAGGCUCCACAUGGUGACUUUGAUCCAUAUGCGCCGUAUGUUGAUUGGUUUAAAUGGGAUGACUCCAAGCAUCCACUGUCAAAUGCACCUGAACCCAAGAGACGAUUCAUUCCUUCAAAAUCAGAAAGUAAACUGGUUAAUAAGAUUAAGUUGGCCAUUCGCAAGGGUUUAAUUAAGCCUAAAAAGUCUAAAGAGGAAGAAGAAGAUGAAGAAAGUGUUUAUCCAUUGUGGGAAGAUGACUCUAAUUCAACGGAAAAGAAUAACCAUCUAACUUACAUUCCUGCACCAAAGCCAAAGUUGCCUGGCCAUGAGGAGUCCUUCAAUCCAUCUUUAGAAUACAUCCCAACACAAGAAGAGGUCAACUCUUACCAGUUAAUGUAUGAAGAAGACCGUCCUAAAUUUAUACCUAAAAGGUUUGCAAAUAUGAGAAGCAUCCCUGCAUAUGAGAAUGCUGUGAAGGAAUGCUUUGAGAGAUGUUUGGAUCUAUAUUUGUGCCCUAGAGUCCGAAAGAAACGUCUUAAUAUAGACCCUGAAUCUCUCAAGCCCAAGCUACCAAGCCGAACUGAACUUAAGCCUUACCCUGUAGCAUGUUAUCUUGAGUAUAGAGGCCACGAGGAUGCAGUUACAUCAGUCUCUGUAGAAGCUUCAGGGCAGUGGAUUGCAUCAGGUUCAUUGGAUGGAACUUUGCGUAUUUGGGAGGUUGAAACUGGUAGAUGUGUCAAAAUCUGCGAUAUUGGUGAAGCCGUCAAAUAUGUGGCUUGGAAUCCUAACCCUGAGCAUUCUAUAGUGGCUGUCUCGGCGGGACAAGACAUACUUCUUUUGAACCCUGGUUGUGGGACGGAAGAAGUACAGAAAAGAACUAAAGAACUUCUCUCUGUUGAGAUGCCCAUGCCUGACGACUCUGCAUCCAGUGUAAGCUGGCUUCAUGAUGAUAAACUUGAGGGAAUCAGAUUAAGGCAUUCCAAGACCGUGGCUUCAGUAGAGUGGCAUCGUAAAGGAGACUACCUUUCAACAGUGAUGCCAGCGGGUGAAUCAAGAGCUAUUUUUAUACACAAGCUCUCUAAGAAGUUUACCCAGACACUUUCAUUCAAGUUGCAUGGGGUUGCAGUUACUUCAGUUUUCCAUCCUACAAGGUCUUUCUUCUUCAUUUCAACAAAAAAGAUUAUUCGUGUUUAUGAUCUGGUGAAGGAUGGAAAACUUGUCAAAAAGCUUGAGACUGGACUUCGUGAAGUCUCCUCUAUUGCAGUUCAUCCUUCUGGUGAUCAUAUAAUUGUGGGAAGCAGAGAAGGAAAAUUAUGUUGGUUCGACAUGGACCUUUCAUCUAAACCUUACAAAACUCUCAAGUUGCAUCAGAAGGACAUCAACAAUGUAUCUUUCCAUCGUUUGUACCCGCUGUUUGCUACAUGCUCUGAUGACUGCACUGCUUAUGUUUUUCAUGGAAUGGUUUAUUCAGAUCUUAACCAGAACCCUCUUAUUGUUCCAUUGGAAAUACUCCGAGGUCAUACAAGCUCAAAUGGGAGAGGUGUAUUGGACUGUAAGUUCCAUCCAAGGCAGCCAUGGUUAUUCACUAGCGGCGCAGACUCGGUGAUUAGACUUUAUUGCAAUUGAUAGGAAAAGAAAGGUAACGGCCUUUAAUUGGUGCCCGUAUAUGGAUCCAACUGCUUGGAUCUGAAUCUUCUACGGUCUACAAAUAUUUUGCUUAAUUGUUGUAUGUACCAUGUGUUGACCGAAAUGGUUCGAUCAUAAUUUUGACGGUAUACAACUAAUUCGUCUUUUUCUCCUUUAUAUUUAAUUGAAAUUCCGUUGCGUGUUCCUCGUUA